Pelmatolapia mariae (spotted tilapia) is the source of this 7770-nucleotide messenger RNA. Its product is annotated as chromatin remodeling regulator CECR2. Gene Ontology annotation, cellular component: CERF complex. The record is from RefSeq and is a predicted model, not a curated record. The coding region runs from base 140 to 5008 and encodes 1622 amino acids. Gene Ontology annotation, molecular function: protein binding. Gene Ontology annotation, biological process: single fertilization; chromatin remodeling. The transcript has 19 exons. NCBI's taxonomy places the organism in Eukaryota, Metazoa, Chordata, Actinopteri, Cichliformes, Cichlidae.
GUCGCAAUGGCAACUGUCCCAACAGGACGGCGACACCAACUUUUUUCAUGUUUUUAAUGUUACGGAGGCACUAUACGUCGCGGAAGAAUCUACUUUCUAAUGUGAGAAAUAAACGUUACAGAAUUUCUUCAGUCCGAAAAUGUCCCAGGGAUGUACCGUUUCUGUGGAAGAGAUCCAGUCUUGGUGGGAAGUCCCCGCCAUAGCCCACUUCUGCUCGCUGUUCAGGACAGCAUUCAACCUUCCAGACUUUGAAAUAGAGGAGCUGGAGAAAGCCCUGUCAGAACAGGACUUGGAUUUCCUUGGGGAUCUCGUUGCCUGUCUGUUGCAGGGAUGCUACCAGCGCACUGACAUCACCCCCCAGGCAUUUAGCAGUUACCUGGACGACAUCAUCAGCUACCGCUGGGAGCUGGAAGAGGGGAAACCCAACCCACUUCGAGAGGGGCCCUUUGAGAGUUUACCCCCUCGCACUCAGGUGGAACUGCUGCACCGGCUGUGUGAUUACCGUCUGGAUGCCGCUGAUGUCUUUGACCUGCUUAAGGGCCUGGAUGCAGACAGCCUGAGGGUGGAACCCCUGGGGCAGGAUGGAAAUGGAGCCCUCUACUGGUACUUUUAUGGCACUCGCAUGUACAAAGAAGAGCCAGUGAAAAAGAAAGUAGGAAAACACAGUGAUGAAACAACAGAACUAACAUUACCAGAGAAAAAGAAACGUGGAAGACCACCAAAGAAGAGAAAGCUGGAAGAUUCACCCAGUGAGGUGGAAAGUGAUGUGCCAGAGGUGAAGACGGAACACGAAUUGGAAGAUCUUCCCCCGACCACAGGCCUCAAGCGAGGCGCUUGGUCCCUGGUGUGUGAUACAGAGGAGCAGUGGCUCAGUCUGGCAGAAAGCAUCAAGGACAAAACCUCCCCACAGGAUCACCACCUCUACCGUGUCAUUAGCCAAAACUUCCUGCCUGAGAUCAGCAACAUGAUUGAGCACAAGGAGCGUGAGCAGAAGCAGAAGCUGCUGGACCCAAACCCAGUUCGCGUUUCCCAGCGGUUCUCUCAAAAUCCCAUAAAACAUGAGGAGAGGGACAAUCUCAAGGCCGGAAUGGAGGAGGAGGAGGAGGAGAAGAAAAAAGAUGAAGAGCUGGACAGGCAGGUCCUGCUGGCUGAGCAGAGACGAGAAGAGGAAAGGCUUCUGCAGGAAGAACGGCAGAGAGAGAAGCUAGAGAAGAUCAAAGCUGUGGAGGAGCGUGCAAAAAGGCGGAAGAUGCGAGAAGAAAAGGCCUGGCUGCUGUCUCAAGGAAAAGAUCUACCACCUGAGCUCCUGAAUCUGGAGCCAUCCUCUCCCGUCCAGAGAACACGCAAGAAUAAAGAAUUCUAUGAAAUUGAUGACGACUACACUGCUCUUUAUAAAGUGCUUGAAGCCCUGAAAGCCCAUAAAGAUUCUUGGCCUUUCUUGGAGCCCGUUGAUGACUCCUAUGCUCCCAAUUAUCAUGAGAUCAUCCAGACUCCUAUGGACCUAUCCACAAUUGAGAAAAAGCUCAAUAACGGGGAGUAUGUCGCUAAGGAGGAGUUUGUUUCUGACGUGAAGCUGAUGUUUGAAAACUGUGUCGAGUACAAUGGAGAAGACAGCGAAUACACUAUCAUGGCCGAGUCUUUGGAGCGUUGUUUUAGCCGAGCCUUAUUAAAACAUUUUCCAUCUGAGGAUGGCGACACGGACGAAGAGUUCCACAUCAGUCGAGAAGACAAGGAGCGCAAGGAAAGAAAACGCAACCGUAACAGCAAAGCUUUCGGGCCUGAAAGUUUGAUCAGGGCUACUGAGCAAGUACAACGUAAGCGAAGCUCACAAAAGGGCAAAAGUAGCGCAACUUCAGAGGAGGAUGCCAGGCUGGCACGGCUGCAUCCUCCUCAUUGGGCUAACGGCCCCCCUCACCCGCACAGCUUGCCUCCAAGCCAGCAGCAUAUCCGGGAAGGAGAUAUCAGGGGGUUAUACCACCCAGGGCAACAGCUCCGUCAGCCUGGUCCCCCUGGGCCUCAUGGUCCACACAUGUAUGCCCAAAGAAUGGCCAUGGAUCCCCGCUUUGCCUACCAGGUUCAUUUUUCCAGACAAGGAGACCCCAACUUAAACCAGUUGCCUCACAACUUUAACAUUCAGCAACGCAUGAUUGAGCCACACCACAUGGGUCCUAGGUAUCCAGUGGGUCCAGAUCCAAACCAGCAGCAGCACUCGUACAUGGGUCCGACUCAUGGCCCAUGCUUAGGACCACGUCCUAUGACCCUACAGCCUGGAGCUCCUCCUGAAGCCAGCAUCUACCCAUCCCACCACCGUCCAGAGGGCCACACUGUGCAUCCUAUGGGGAACAGGUUCUCAGGCCCGGAAGGAUCACCUCAGCACAACUACCCAGGCUUGAGACCUGCUGGCAUGCCACUACCUACUAUGUGGAGCGGUAUGAAUCAACAGGGGCAGGAGAGGCCCAGCGGCAUAUCUAUUCAAGACCCAAACAUGGUGAACCAGCGCAACUUUAGUUAUGGUGGAAUCCCCCCACCUGUGGGUCAUAAACCGUGGCCAGAAGCUGCCGGAUAUCCCAACCAUCCUUCCAAUGCCCAGUUUCAAAUGACUGCAGCAGCCAGCUCCCCUGGGCUCAUGUCUGCACGUCCCACUGUGCCCCACUCAGACUCCUCCGGCAGGACACGCUUGGCUUCCAUGCUGGAAAGCCCAGAGAUGCUGGCCCUGCAGCAGCUGUCAGCCUCUUCUGGACCCCCUGCUGGUGCCCCUCAUCAGCACACAGGCAACUUUCAGCAGCCUGGGCCCCCAUCAAGAAUUGGCAGCAUCCCAGCUCACCCCUCUCAACAGCUUCCCCCUGCCCCUGAGGUUCAGCUGCUGCAUCCUGCUAGAGACAAAGGCCCAGAUAGACAGCCUCCCCAGCAGACAAACUUGCACCCCAAAGGCACAACGUCAGAGAACAAGAUGGCUGCGAGCAGCAUUUCUGAAGAUGCUCCAUCACACAAAAACAUGGUUCCAGUUAACCAAGGGAGCCCAUCCAACCCUAGCCCCACAAGGCAAUACUGUGGGCUUGCGGAUAAAAUGCAGAGCCCCCCAGCCCCAACCUUGGCCAGAUCAGAAGAGAAUCCUUCUGGAUCAGCGGCCGCACAGAGUUCAGCUGAAAGCCAGUUAGAUAGUCAGGGACACUCUGCCAGUGAAAGUAAUGGUACCAUUCCUGUUUCAUCCCAUCCCAACUCAAGUAACACUGAUCCUGCUCUACCCAAUCCCCCACAGCAUAAACCAAACAGUCCACAGCCAAAUGCUCCAAGCCUUGCACUUCUUCCUCAGAACUUCCCACCACUGGAUGUUUCAGCAGCUCAGAAUUCCACUCAGCAAAUGCCAGACAACUUAAAACUCGCAGAAAGUGUAAAUCAGGAAGGCAAACCCCAGCAAGCCAUUCAAAAACAUGAGCAACCUGAGGUGGGCAGCACCUCUCCUAAAAGCCACCCUCAGAGCUCUCCUCAGCCACUGAACCAGAACACACAGCAACACAAUUCUCUGCUAACCUCUCAUCAUGUCCCCCAAAGCAUCUCACCACACUGCACUACACAAAGCAGUCCCAUGCAUGGGAUGCCACACGGUGCUACUCAAGGAGCCCAGCCUGGACCCCCACACCCAGCCCCUCUGACCUCUUUGCCACCCAGCCAUCCUGCCCCUCUAUUACCCUCUCAGCCCAGUCCAGCUGAUCUCGGAGAUCAAAGACCUAGCGAGCCUACGAGGCUGGACACGAGAAGCACUGCCAUGUCUCCACAGCACACCAGGAUGACAUCAAGUGUUUAUAAACACCCGGUUUUUAGUCCAAAUCGCCAUCAAACUCAGUUGGUGGGUAGUAAUGUGGGAAUACAGGCUCCAAGUGGGCCAUUAGAUGGGCACAAUCCAGCCGUACCUCCUCACUCGCAAGGCCCAGAAAAUUCAACUAUGAGUACUUAUGGCAUGGGGAACCCUCCACUUCCACACUACAACCGGGCAAAUAUGAAUAGGCCCAUACCUCCGUCUGCUCACCACCCAUAUCAUAACCAGUCCAUUAAUGCUCUCCACAAUCUUGCUCCCAACACCAGCUACCAGCAGCAGCAGGGAGGGUCAACCUACCCCUACCACGUGCCAGGUCAACAGCACCCUCAUGGUCAUGGCAAUGUGUACCCACCUCAUCAGUAUCAGCAGCAGCGCUACUAUGCCCAACCCCAUCCCCAAACUCAGGCCCAUAACCAAGCCACGGGCAGAGGGGGUUACCCUCCAGAGGAGUGGAAUCGGCCUCAUUAUCAGUCUCACCAGGCAAUGUCACACAAUGCCUACUUACCUGUAGCCAGUGCCAGAGCUAAUGGUCAGCUAAAGGAGAGCAGUGUCUCACCGCUGGGGUCUGAAGGCUCCAGCGGUACAAGUUUGGUUUCCCCAGGCCCAAUGCCAGAAACAGGGACUCAUCCUGGAGGCACAGAGGAAGGGAAGUGUGAAAACCAGCAAGCUGGUGGAGGCAGCAGCAUUAAUGACAGUCCAGCAAAGCGUCCCCACAAUGAGGGCUCAGAGCAACCUGAAAGCCCAAAAGAAAUCCUGGACCUUGACAGCCAUAAUGCUGCUGCUCAACGCCGUAGCAUGCAGCAUCCACAUGCGUCUGUGGCGCACAUGACGUCCGGUUUUGUGUACGACCCUCGAGCCUUACAUCCAGGAAUGCAGCAAGGUGUCGUCCAUCAUAUGAUGUCCCAGGCCCGUGGAGCUGGAAAUGGAUCCCCUUACCAACCAUACCCUGAUCCACGACACUAUGCUGCUCAGAGACCCCACUCACACCUGAUGGAAGCUCUGCAACGGCCCCAGCAGCUUCCCUAUUCCCCUGGCCAAACACGCAUGGCCAUGUACAGACACCCCCGACCCGGGGGGCACUUUCAGGGCAUGAUGAUUCAGCAGCGAGGUGUGGGACCAGAACGCUUCAUACAUCCAGGACAACAGAUGAUGGCUGCUCCAAGCGGCCUUGGCAGUAAACAGGGAUUGUGAUUAAAAGAUGAUGUUGUCAAUGAACAUCUGGAUAAACCAGUGAGCCAAACCGCUUCUGAGAAGAGGAGACACUUUUUCCGAAUAUAUUUCCUACUGAUCUUCUGCCACUGUGCAACAGUUUUGUUCAGCAGUGGAAUUAAAACUCCAGCCAGGCAGCUGGUACUACAAAGUAGAAUUAAAAUGUGAAAUGUUACUGAGCCUUGGAGAACAAUUCUCUUUCUCGUGUGCCCUCCACCGCAAGAGCUUACGGAGGUCACUUACAGAAUAGCUGUGAAACUGUUAGGAAUUCACUGACUUGCUCGAGGACACUUCAGUAGCAUGGUUGCUUCCCAGCGUGAGCAUUUGAACUUUAAACCUCCUGCAGAAGGGGCGCCCCUUUUAACCACUAUGUCAACCUGUUAAACACAGGAGACAUUGCCUUCAAGAACACUGGACAGCACUCUUCUACAUGAGCCGUCAGAUUGUAAAAGGACGGAUUAGUGACCACUGAACAUAAUGUUCUUAUCCUGUCUAUUGACUGUAGGGCAGGAUACUGCACCUACUGACAGGACUGUGAAAAAGACGAGAUGGACUGGGGGUUUUUGUUUGUUUGUUUGUUUUCUUUUUGACUACGAUUUUCUUCUCCAACCAUAUCUAAACUCAGGUGUAUAAAAGGAGGUACUAUGAGACUGUCACCCUAACCUAGUCAACUCAAAAGCCCCUGGUAGUUGCCUUGGUUUGUUUUUAUGAAUGUAUGAGUGAAUGUGUAGACAGGAAAUGCAGCGCAGCAGCUGCUUGUGAAAGAACAAACAACACUGAUCAUCCAUCUGAAGCACAAAUCAUCCCACCCAUUUCUUGUUCAUUUCCACCCAAUCUCUAAUGCUUUUCUUUCUCUGGAGCACACACACAGUAUAUGCAUCAUUCAAAGCUGCCUUCAUUUGUUUGAAUGUCUUUGAGUAGCAGAGAGGGACCGGCAAGGGUGGUGUCAAUGUUAUCUAAAUAUGUGUGAUUCUCUGUUGUGCACUAUCGAUUUCUGUCAGUCUUGACAUCCUGGAACCAAGUGGCCUUGGAUAGUCGUAUUUUAGUCGAUACUUAUUAAUGCGUAAAUGUAUCUAAGAGUGUAUACUAUAUUAAUCACCGCCCUUCACUGCACAGACUUAUUUCGGACGAUAUACUCACUGGUGUAUACACGUGCACAGAGCAAAUGCAUACACAAAAAAAUUAUUUGGCUAUUCGAGUGUCCUCCAACAAGUUUUAGUUCUUUGUUCCUUUACGGUUCCUUUGAGUCUUCCCCAUGUCAGUACUAAACAUAUCCUCAGGGUGUACAGUUUCUUUAUACGGGUACUGUUCUGAAUUAUUUGAAGGAGGAACAGCAUAAAGAAAAUGAGACUGCAGCUGUGGCAAAUCAAUCCACCUCAUGAAGAAGUUGACUUGUGAGGGUCAUUGGCCUUAAUAAUAAUUAACUGUCCCCUCUUUUUUUUUUUUUUUUAAAUAUAUUGCUUUCGUCAGAGUUAAUUGGAUUUUAAUAGGAUCUAAUUUGUUACUCUACAUUCCACUUAAUUUGAUGUCAAAUCAUUUGCCAUCACAAUGAAUUUUGGUUCUUUGUCUGCGAGCCCCACUGGGGAAGUUUAGCAAUGGCAAAAAAAGAAUAAUCUACCUCAUCUAGCCAGUCUGUGGCAUCUACAAAGUCUAUCCACUUCUUCUCGUACUCUGCCAGACUCCUGCGGGGUGACGUUCUGUGACCAGCAUGAAUUGAUGUUAGCACCACUUUUAGAUCUCAUGACUGUAGAACUGAGAAUGAAAUGGCCUUACAUUGCUUUACCGUCUUUGGUGGGAAAUAAAAAGCUUGUGUGUCGGAUCUCUGACUAAUUAUGGUGCUCACUGACGACCUCAAGUAGAGGUGAUUACUCGGCUGUCUGCAGGUGCUGAAGCGUCCACUGUUCCAUGAUAUUGCACCUUCAUUCUUAUCAUUUUUAAAAAAAAAUAUUAUUAGAGAAUGAUGGACAAUAUUUAGUAUUUUAAGAUGGGACUAUGUCUUAACUUCUACAGAUCAAACGCCAUUCCACCUACAGGUUGUGGGCAGUAGUCCAGUCUAAGGUCUGUAAUGGGCUGUAUACAGUUUGGCAGCAUUAGAAUGUCUUAAAUUAUAGGACGUUGUAAUGAAAUAUUCAAGAAAAGAAGCUGGGUCGGGGAAAGCUAGACGCUAUGAGACAAUUUUGUAAAUGUAUCACAGAAGACCUGUCAUAGAUGAUUUGCUAUUUUGUUAAAAUAGGCAGUAUUAGUGAGCUCAAUGGGGCCACUAAGGAGGUAGUGUGUUCACUCGUGCUGUCUAAUGUAUGAAGGGCAGUUUGUUUUAUUUUUUAAUAAGGUCUGUAAGGUUGCGAUGUUAUCUUAUGGUGUACAGGUGUGUGUGUUUGUGUGUACAGAUGUUUUUUCUCUCUUUUCUUCUGGUGCAUACAAUCGGCACCAGAUGACUGGAAGUGCGCGUUCAUCUUUCACUUUACUCUGCUGUCAUCUCUCUGCACUAGUUGUAACCCAGUUAGGCGUGAUUAAAUGUGAAUCAUAUUUAUUUGCUGUUUUAAGAAUUUUUGUACAUUUUUGGACUUUGUUUUAAUAUAAUUCUGGUGUCUGUCUCUUUUUCUCUCAAUGUUUUUGAUGUUUUUAAGCAGUCGUCUUUUACCUCAGUAGCCAUUGGAGAAGAAAAGACCUGUGUCUUUCAUUUUGAAGUGACGUUUACAAGUUCUUAUCUGACUGACAUAGAUUAUUUUGGAAAUGGAAUGGAG